Arachis stenosperma is the source of this 1472-nucleotide messenger RNA. RefSeq names its product prefoldin subunit 5-like. Gene Ontology annotation, cellular component: cytoplasm; prefoldin complex. The record is from RefSeq and is a predicted model, not a curated record. The transcript is spliced from 4 exons. The coding region runs from base 115 to 585 and encodes 156 amino acids. Lineage: Eukaryota; Viridiplantae; Streptophyta; Magnoliopsida; Fabales; Fabaceae. Gene Ontology annotation, biological process: regulation of DNA-templated transcription; protein folding.
AAUAGUGUAGCGUAUUGGGCUUUUGUUGCAACUUGAAAUCACACGCGUGGGAGGGUUUGCCAAGAAAGCGCGAGUCAGUCAGAGCUGAGCUGAAGUGAGAGAUAAUCAUCGGAGAUGGCGUCGUCGAAGGGAGGCGGAGGCGGAGGAGGAGGGAUUCCACUGGAGAGGAUGAGUGUUGAGCAGCUGAGGGCGUUGAAGGAACAGGCGGAUCUCGAAGUUAACCUCCUUCAGGACUCCCUCACCAACAUCCGCACUGCCACCACUCGCCUCGAGAUCGCUUCCUCCGCUCUCAACGACCUCUCCCUCCGCCCUCACGCCUCCAAGAUGCUCGUCCCCCUCACCGCCUCCCUUUACGUUCCCGGAACCCUCGACGAUUCUCAGAAAGUCCUCGUCGACGUCGGCACCGGUUACUUCAUCGAGAAAACGAUGGCUGAAGGAAAAGAUUACUGUGAGCGCAAAAUCAACCUACUGAAGUCAAACUUCGAUCAACUUGUUGAGGUUGCAUCCAAAAAGAGAAAUGUUGCAGACGAAAUGGCGGUUAUUUUACAGGCAAAGAUGAAGCAAUUAGCAUCUACAUCAUCCUAAAGUAGUAGAUACCUCCAAAAUUUAUCUUGGAAAGAUUGGAAUUCGGAACUGUGUUUGGAAAAUCAAGUCAAACGAUUACUAUUAGAAUUUGGAAUUUUGAGAGUAUUGAUGGAUUUAGCAAUGGUUUUUUAUUAAGCGCUUUGGUUAGGAAAUGACUCUGCUCUGUUAUCAAUUUAUCAUUCCGUCAUUCUUCAGUCUUGUAGUAACAUAAAAUUGUGGGCAAUUUACCUAUUUAAAAUAAAUGGAGAAAAAGUUUACUCAAUUACAACAAUUGAGAAUUAGUUACUUGCAUGUCCUGAUUCAUUUUUAUAUAAUCCGUGGUAACCUUCCACGUUUUACAACUAACACAUAAACCGUGGUAAGCUCCAAUAGUUUAUGAAAGAAGCAUCAUAAACAUAAACCGUGAUAACCUUCUACAGAUUAUGAAGUGACCAUUGGGAGGCGUAAACCGUGGUAACCUCCCACGGUUUAUGAAGAGAUCAGUUUGGGUAUAAAUAGUGAUAACCUUCCACGGAUUUUGAAUAGCUAUAUAUAUAUAUAUCGACCAACAGUGGUAACCUUCCAUGGAUUUUGAGUACCUAUAUAUACAUCGACUAAAAAGGUUAGUUAUACUAUCUUGGUCAAUAUUUUUGCAUUGGAUGCUCGAUAUGUGUCAAAGUUCUGUGCAUGUUGUAUAUCUUCCUUAGUUAUACUAUCUUCACUUAAAACAAUAUAGAACUACAUGUUUGUCGUAUCUUUAGGAAUAUCAAAUAAAAGUAAAUAAGAGGAUAAUGUGACCAAGAAGUGAUUGGUAUUUGAAGAAUCAGACUAUUACUAUCAAAAGAUGGGAGCUAUUAGUACGUUUAUUAUAUUGAUUUGUUUGUCUAUUAUUAUUAUUAUUAUUAGAG